UGGUGGCGGGGCCGGCCGGAGCGGGGCGGCGGCUCCGGGCGCUGCCCUGACCGAGCUCCACCAUGAGCGUGAGGCCUCCGCAGGCCCCGGACAGGUUGAGCAGCCUCUCCUCGUCCCUGGGCGAGGCCCCCGCGGAGCGAAGGGCGCCCGGGCACCCGCGGCCGCCCCCGGACAGCGGCGACAGCACAGGGCUGGUGCAGCGCUGUGUGAUCAUCCAGCGGGACCAGCAUGGCUUCGGCUUCACCGUCAGCGGCGACCGCGUGGUGCUCGUGCAGUCCGUGCGGCCCGGUGGGGCUGCCAUGAGGGCCGGCGUGCAGGAGGGCGACCGCAUCCUCAAGGUGAACGGGACGAUGGUGACCAACAGCUCCCACCUGGAGGUGGUGAAGUUGAUCAAGUCCGGCGCCUACGUGGCGCUGACCCUGCUGGGGUCCCCGCCCGGAGCCGCGGCGGCCCCGGGGUCCCAGCCCGAGCCCGAGCCCCCGGGGGGUCCCCAGGGGCCCCCCCAGCGCAUCACGGAGCCGCGGCCCCUGCAGGACCCCGAGGUGCAGAAGCACGCGGCGCAGAUCCUGCGCAACAUGCUGCGCCAGGAGGAGGCCGAGUUCCAGCGUUUCCAGGAGCUGCUGCAGCGGCAGCCGGGCGCGGGCGCGGCGCUGGAGGAGCAGCUGGAGGGGGCGCGGCGCCGGCUGAGCCAGCUGCAGCUCAAGGUGCUGCAGGAGACCAGGGGCACGUCCCCGGAUUUGGGCCCCUCCCGGCCCCUGGAGGGGUCCCCGCAGCUCCCGGGGCGCCUCCCCGGGGACCCCCAGGACGGGAUCGCGGGGCCCGAGGAGCGGGGCCCGGCCCCGACAGAGGUGUCCCGGAAUUCCGGCUUCUCCCAGCCCGGCAGCCCCCGGAGCUCCCCCGUGCUCGGCUCCCGCCUCCCCUCGGACCCGGGCUCGGGGAGGCCCCAGAUCAUCGGGCCCGAGGAGGAUUGCGAGCCCGGGAGCGGCAGCAGCGAGAGCGAUUCCGUGUUCCAGGAUUUGGGAAUUCUCAAAUCCCGCCCGGCCCACCUGGGCGUUUUCCUGCGGUUCCUCUUCUCCCAGGCCGAUCCCACUCCUCUGCUGUUCCACCUGUGCUCGGAGGUUUGCUGCCAGCAGAGCCCCCGGGACGGGCGCGCCCUGGGCAGGGACAUCUGGAACGUCUUCCUGGACAGGGCCGCGCCCCUGCGGGUGAAGCUGCCGGAGCCGCUCCUGGCCGAGAUCGAGCUGCGGCUGCGGAACGGGGACGAGCUGCGGCCGGCGCUGCUGGAGGCGCAGGAGUCGGUGAUCCCGGAGAUCCAGGAGCAGCUCCAGGACUACAGGACGAAGCGCACGCUGGGGCUGGGCAGCCUCUACGGGGAGAACGAGCUGCAGGAGCUGGAGCUGGGGAACGGCCCCCGGGAGCCGCGGGAGCGCCGGGACAGGGAGAGACAGCUGGCGGAGCGGCAGCUGGGGCACCUGGGGGACAUCCUCUCCAAGUACGAGGAGGAGCGGAGCUCUCCCAUGGCCUUCGCCCUCAGCACGUUCAUGGCCCACGCCGGGAUCCGGCCCCGGGAAUUUCGGGAAUUUCGGGAACCGCGGGAAGCGCGGGAAUGCCGCAACCCCGAGAAGCUGCCGGACAAGGACAAGUGGCUGCCCUUCUUCCCCAAGGCCAAGAAGGUGCGGACGGACGGACGGACGGACGGACGGACGGCCCCCAGUUCCCGGCAAUUCCCGGGAAUCUGCACCCAAAUCCGGGGAAACUGA
Molecule: messenger RNA, 1760 nt
Organism: Melozone crissalis (California towhee)
Lineage: Eukaryota; Metazoa; Chordata; Aves; Passeriformes; Passerellidae
Product: rho guanine nucleotide exchange factor 11-like
Exons: 18
Coding region: 63-1760 (565 amino acids)
Biological process (GO): G protein-coupled receptor signaling pathway
Cellular component (GO): cytoplasm
Molecular function (GO): guanyl-nucleotide exchange factor activity; G protein-coupled receptor binding
Source: RefSeq, a predicted model, not a curated record